Messenger RNA from Fonsecaea erecta, 795 nucleotides. RefSeq lists its product as hypothetical. Gene Ontology annotation, cellular component: intracellular anatomical structure. The transcript is spliced from 4 exons. The record is from RefSeq and is a predicted model, not a curated record. The coding region runs from base 1 to 795 and encodes 264 amino acids. NCBI's taxonomy places the organism in Eukaryota, Fungi, Ascomycota, Eurotiomycetes, Chaetothyriales, Herpotrichiellaceae. Gene Ontology annotation, molecular function: oxidoreductase activity, acting on NAD(P)H, oxygen as acceptor.
AUGGGCUCUGACAGGAUCGAAGGGAAAGUAAUUAUCGUCACAGGGGCGGGCGCGGGAAUAGGCCUCGCACUAACGAAGCAGUUACUGGCGCGGGAUACAGUCUCUCUCGUUGUUGGCGUGGAUAUCAAAACGUCGGAGCUCGAAACGCUCGCGAUUUCACAUGCCCAACGCCUUUCCGUGGUGCAGGGAGAUGUUGCGCGUCGAUCUACGAACACGGGCGCCGUCAACGCCGCAAUCCAACAGAGGGGCAAGCUUGACUGCAUCAUCUUGAACGCAGCCAUAUUGCGUCCGGUCGGCCCCAUUGCUGAUACACCUGUCCAAGAGUGGAAGAGCCUUUUCGAUGUGAAUUUCUUCGGGUUGGUCCAUGCUAUCCAGCUCUCAUUGCCGUAUCUGCGUCGAUCAAACGGCCAGAUCCUCAUGACCUCGUCGGGGGUCUCACUCCAGCCAUAUCAUGCUUGGGCUGCAUAUGCUUGCUCUAAAGCAGCCAUGAACUGUCUCUGCGCCAGCCUGGCAAAAGAAGAGCCGCAAGUGAAGUCCCUGUGUCUAACGCCAGGUAUUGUGAACUCAGGGAUGCAGGCGGAGGUACGGGAGGAGCACAAGUUUCAUAUGCCCGCAGAACAGUAUAACUGGUUGACAGAUCUUCACGCCAAUGGAGAGCUACUCCCCCCAGAGGCCCCGGCGAGUACAUUCGCGAGUCUGGCACUCUCUGAGAUCCCGAAGGAUCUCAACGGUCAAGUCAUCGCAUGGGAUGAUCAUAGGAUAGUCGCUGGGAGCAACGGUAGCCUCUCAAAAUGA